GUCGCUUCAGCGGGAUCGCCGUGAAAGCACCGGAUCGCAGAACGUCACGUGUCUCCGGUGGACAUCACAGGAGCGCAAAGUUCCCGACGAUCCAGAUGGGAAGAGCGGGAAUGCUUUCGCAAGCAGAGGGACCGAAGGACAUCACCUGAGACCGAUGUUAUUCGCACGCGCGCGCUUCACGGUAGACGCAUGCGGCGCCGCAGGAUGCGUGCAUGCGGGAAUUUAACGUUUCCAGUGUUGUUGCAAUGCGGCGGGGAGGAAUCUGAUGAGAGCAGGGAUCUGGGACGGUGAAGGCUGGGAUUCUGCGCUGCUGUAUCUGGAUCCAGACCUCUGAUCGUGCUCUCUCUCCGCUUGCGCAUCGCUCUUCGAAGCCGCGACGAUGACCAGCGCGGAUCAGGAGCAGCAUCAGGACCGCACCGUGACGACGGUCUCCAAGAAAUCCAUCAUCGCCAAGAUGUUCAAAGUGCGUAAGAGGAGGGAGAUGCUGCUGGCGCAGGUGUGUUUGGUCUGCAGUGUUCUGCUCGUGGCGUGGGGCAUGUCGAGCAUCCUGACCAGGACAGGUCAUGGUAUGAUUGUGGAGGAGUGGCAUAUGGAGUCACAUGAUCACUGGGGUCGAAGGCUGAUGUCCUCUGCGCCUGAAAAUGUGACGGAGGUGAAGAACUGCACAGAGCCAGCCAUUCGUGAAUUUCCAGAUGACAUUUUCACCAAUGAUGAGAGGAAGAGCGGUGCUGUAAUGCUACAUAUUAUAGCGGCUCUCUACAUGUUCCUCGCUCUGGCAAUCGUGUGUGAUGACUACUUUGUGAUGUCUCUUGAGAAAAUCUGUGAGAAGCUGAAUCUGAGCGAGGAUGUGGCUGGCGCCACGUUCAUGGCGGCGGGGAGCUCAGCGCCCGAACUCUUCGCUUCUGUUAUAGGUGUCUUCAUCACUCACGGUGAUGUUGGAGUUGGAACAAUCGUCGGUUCAGCCGUCUUCAAUAUUCUCUGCAUCAUUGGAGUUUGUGGGAUCUUUGCUGGACAGGUGGUCGUACUCACCUGGUGGCCAGUUUUCCGUGAUUCUUUCUUCUACAUAUUGUCUGUAAUUGCUCUAAUUGUGUUCAUCUACGAUGAAAAGAUUGUGUGGUGGGAAAGUCUGGUUCUGGUGGUCAUGUAUGCUGUAUACAUCCUUAUCAUGAAAUUUAAUGCAAGCCUGCAGAAGUUCUUCUCAAGGCGGAGCGACAAGAAUGUUGCUAAUGGAAAUGCAGCGUCCGGCAGUGAACUGGAGGACGGUAAAGAGCUUUUAGACUGUAACUGGGACGAUCCGUCCAUACCGCUGUUGGGUCCAGUCAAGUCCAGUAAGGUUUACAGUCGAGGUUCAGUGGUAAUGGUUGAUGAAAUCAUCAACGCUAGUCCUCCACACUACCGUUUCCCUGAAGCCGGGCUCCGUGUGAUGGUCACAAACCACUUCGGACCCAAGACUCGUCUGCGCAUGGCCAGCCGUCUCAUUAUAACGGAGCGUCAGAGGUUGGUCCAGUCGGCUAACGGUGUGGAGACUGCUGUGGUGGACGGCAAGCCAGACAUCGAGAAUGGAAACGUGCCAGAAGACAAAACCGCUGAAGAGAAAGAGAGUGAGCUCACCUCGCCGUUCACAAUACCAGCCGGCUGUGUGAACAGAACUAAAUGGCUGAUCUCUUGGCCGCUGUUAUUGAUCCUGUUCUUCACCAUCCCAAACUGUGCCAAGUCUCGCUGGGAGAAAUACUUCAUGCUCUCGUUCAUCCUCUCCACCGUUUGGAUCGCCGUCUUUUCCUACUUCAUGGUGUGGAUGGUGACGAUCGUCGGAUACACGCUUGGCAUUCCCGAUGUCAUCAUGGGCAUCACGUUUCUGGCGGCGGGCACAAGCGUCCCGGACUGCAUCGCCAGCCUGAUCGUGGCUCGUCAAGGACUGGGAGACAUGGCCGUGUCCAACACCAUCGGCAGUAACGUCUUUGACAUUCUGGUGGGGCUCGGCGUUCCCUGGGCGCUGCAGACCAUGGCAGUCAACUAUGGAUCAGUUGUGAUGAUAAGCAGUCGGGGACUGGUUUACUCCGUGGUGCUUCUGCUGGGAUCUGUCGCGCUCACCAUUAUUGGGAUUCAUCUGAACGGCUGGAAGCUGGACUUUAAGCUGGGCGUCUAUGUGCUGGUUCUGUACGUCAUCUUCCUCUGCUUCUCCAUCAUGAUCGAAUAUAACGUCUUCACCUUCGUCAACCUGCCCAUGUGUCAGGAAGACUAAAAUCUUCACAUGGGCCGCUCCGUAUCCCAGAAUGCACCACCCUGAUGUCAGAACCACCAUCAGCUCAGACUGGAGCGAUGUUAGUCUUCAUGAGGACUAACGCUUAAUUCAAGCUCCUUUCAUUCGACUCAUUUCACUGUGGAUGGAAAAAUGGAUACGAUCUUCCACUUAAGCUCAUUUUGAUGACCUCUGACCCCAGAUUUUGACUCAGAAAGAGGAACUUGUCCUUGGCAGCUCUUCUCUUCCAGUUUAAUAUUGUAGAACGCAUGGAAAAUAGGAAGUCUAUGGACGCCUGGAUAAGCAUUCAUCCUUUUCUACAUGCUUACACUGAUCUAUUUCUAUUUCAUGAACUCUAUUGCUCACACAACUGUUAAUUCUUUUGCAUAAUAUUAGUUUUUUUUUUUUUUUUUUUUUGCUUAAAAGGAAGCAAAAUAAUUAGAAAUGCAAGAGAAAUUAACAUUUUUUUUUUCAUUAUUAUUGUGUCCUAAUUGGGUCAAUUGCCCAUGCAAAUCAGUGCGGUCUCAUUGGUCUAAAAAAAUCUGCAUAUUAAUCAUCAACAGCGUUGCAGCUGGCUGUGAUUAUGUUGCAGCACUGACUCUUUCAUUGCAGACAGACUGAUUACUUGUCAUUGGAAGCAUGUCGUGCCGGAUUAGGACAGAUGCAUGGUUAUUCUGCAUACAAGAUUUUUUUAAUCAGUAUUUUUGGUCUUGUUUUUUUCAGUAGAAAUAUCUAAACAUCCUUUAAACAAGAUAACUUUACUUGAAAACACAUAUGCAUUGAGUAAUUAAGAGAUUGCAGAGAAAAUAUCUUCAAUUAAGUUCAUUUGAAUUAUUCUUACAUCAUUCACAAAUUGUUUUGAGCAUAAACCCGAGUAUUUGGUGAGAUUUAUGCUUAAAGGUUUUAAAAUGCAUAUUUAGAAAUGCAAGAAGAAUGAAAGGAUUAUGUGCUAUCUAUUUUUAUUCUAAUAACAGUUACAAAAUAAU
Messenger RNA from Carassius gibelio (silver crucian carp), 3225 nucleotides. Its product is annotated as sodium/potassium/calcium exchanger 4. The transcript is spliced from 17 exons. Gene Ontology annotation, biological process: intracellular calcium ion homeostasis; calcium ion transmembrane transport. Gene Ontology annotation, cellular component: membrane. The record is from RefSeq and is a predicted model, not a curated record. NCBI's taxonomy places the organism in Eukaryota, Metazoa, Chordata, Actinopteri, Cypriniformes, Cyprinidae. Gene Ontology annotation, molecular function: calcium, potassium:sodium antiporter activity; calcium channel activity. The coding region runs from base 380 to 2242 and encodes 620 amino acids.